CCAAACAAAGUUUGAAAGUUUUGAAAUUUCGUGGCACACAUAUACAAAGGGGACAAUCUGAAUUUCCAAGUAGAGUAUCGUCUAGGCUUCUUUAAUUCCAAGCGAUCUCCACUCUUUUACCCAUUCCGAUUCCGUUUCAAUUAUUUUUGCAAAUCGAGGGUCUCAACCACCUUCGCGAGAUCUUGGCCGUCCGAUUUAUACCUUUUUCUCUGAAUAUGAUCGAAAUUUGGAAGCCCUACCUUGAUUUCUAUCAAAGUUCGAACCUUUGUUGCAAUUUCAACGAUUCCGAUCCGUUUCACAGAUAAUUUGCCUAAAUUUCAGAGAGGGGUCCGUUUGUUUGUUUAUUUGGGGGUUUAAGUUUUUUAGUUUGAAAUUUUCAUUUGUGGUUUCCUGUGGAAUUUGCACUUUGUUUAUCAGUGAGUUGUGCAAUUUUUCUUGUUUUCACCAAGUAUUAUUAUGUAUAUAGAGGAAGAGAAGGGAGGAGAGUUGGAGACUGGGAAGGAGGAGGAGGUGGUGGUGGUGGGUGGAGUGAUAGAGACGGCAGAGAAAUCAUCUACUGCUGGUAAGGUUUUGUGUUGUAGUGGUAGUAGUGGAAAGAAUGCUAUUUUUGUGUUGGAUGUAAGGAGGGUCAUGGUUGGAGUUGGAGCUCGGGCCUUGUUUUACCCCACACUUCUCUACAAUGUUGUUAGGAACAAGAUUCAGGUGGAGUUUCGCUGGUGGGACUGGAUUGAUGAGUUUGUGUUACUAGGUGUUGUUCCUUUCCAAUCUGAUGUGAAAAGGCUAAAGGAGCUUGGUGUGUCCGGUGUUGUCACCCUAAAUGAGCCAUAUGAGACUUUAGUUCCGACUUCUUUAUAUGAGGCUCAUGGUAUUCGUCAUUUGGUUCUCCCCACAAGAGAUUACUUAUUUGCCCCAUCUCUGAAUAAUAUAUGUCAAGCUGUAGAGUUCAUCCAUGAAAAUGCUACCAAUGGACAAAGUACAUAUGUGCACUGCAAGGCUGGCCGAGGACGUAGCACGACCAUUGUCUUAUGUUACUUGGUUAAGUACAAGAAGAUGACACCAAAUGAUGCAUAUAACCAUGUGAAGUCAAUUCGUCCAAGGGUGCUUUUGGCCUCUACCCAGCGACAGGCUGUCCAGGAUUUUUACCAUCUCAUAGUGAAAAAGUCAUAUAGUUCUAACCCUUUGACUAGUAUGAUUCCACGGAGCUCAAGGUUUUUGGCUAGAAGAAAUUUGCUAGCCUUUGAUGAUGGUGCUGUAGUUGUGAUAACCGAAACAGAUCUAGAGGGAUACGAUUCAAGCCUCGACUCUAGGGUAGCUGGAUCUGAGAUUUGGGCUGAUUUGAAUUUGAUUUACAGAGUUCGAGUUGCUGGUGGGGCAGCCUUAGCAAGACUCUCCUGUAUGUGGUUACGUUGCCACACUGACCAUAAGCUGCCUGCAGAGAGCAAGCAACUGAAAAGUUUUACUGUAGAUAUACAUGUGUUCUCUUAAGUUAAAAAGCUGUACAUAUUUCUUCUGUAUAUAGAGUUCCUACAAGGUGCUUACUGUUUCAACUUUCUUUACCAAAAAACCUUGACACACUCAAUGUAAAUACGAAAUACGAUAUACUUGUCAAGUUGCAAAUAACAACUUUAUGAGUAUAUGUUUAUAUACCUUACUACCUGUUAUAAUGUUUUCCGGUUU
Messenger RNA from Solanum dulcamara, 1677 nucleotides. Its product is annotated as phosphatidylglycerophosphate phosphatase PTPMT2-like. The coding region runs from base 457 to 1485 and encodes 342 amino acids. Lineage: Eukaryota; Viridiplantae; Streptophyta; Magnoliopsida; Solanales; Solanaceae. The transcript is spliced from 6 exons. The record is from RefSeq and is a predicted model, not a curated record. Gene Ontology annotation, molecular function: protein tyrosine/serine/threonine phosphatase activity; phosphatidylinositol-4,5-bisphosphate 5-phosphatase activity. Gene Ontology annotation, biological process: protein dephosphorylation.